GUGACGGCCUGUCACACUGUUUUGAAGGAUACAGACAGAAAAACUUCCAAAUUCCAAACUUCGAUUAAAUAACCUUGACGUAUAUAUUUUUUAUAUUCCUUGUAGGCAAAAAGAAUAAAUAAUUAUUUGGUGCAAUUCCGUUAUCUGUUAUGGCAACAACGAAGUGAUUCACGAACUAUUGUAUCCAGUCUGAACACAGGUUUACAUUGGGGAAAAAACGUGUACCAGUUUUUUAUGACGGGAAGUGUACAUAAAUAACUAUUAAACAAUUUUUCGACCACGGUACUGCCUGGUACCAUCUGUCCGCCAGCGAGUAUAACUCCUCGUUAAUUAUAACAGAUGAACUACAUUUCAAAUUUUUUUGCAAAAACACAGCGUCUGAAACCUACUACUUUAGUUAGGUUUACACAUAGUCUGGAAUCAUCACAUAAAGUUAACAACUUAGAAAAGAAAUUUUUGGUAUGGACAGGCAAAUAUAAAAAUGUUGCAGAAGUACCACCUUAUGUUACUCAAAGUACAAUGGAGAGGUGUAGAAACAGAAUGAGAAUUAAAAUUGCAAAUUAUAUGAUGGCUGCUACAGCUGUAGGCUGUCUUGCUAUGGUUUAUUUGGGAAAACAAGAUGCCAAGAAGGGAAAAACUUUAAGUCAGGAAAAUAAAGAUUGGCAUGCGAAAAUUAAAGCUGAGCAUGAGGCCAAAAAAGAUAAUGCAUAAGUUAAAUUAUUUUAGAGCAUAAAAUGUAUAUAACACAUUAAGGGCCGGUUGUUCGAACGCUAAUCAAGAAGUUUAUUAUAAUUAAGUCCCCUUAACAACCAUCAAAUAACAACACCCCUCAUUCGUAUGUCAAUCAGUUAAUUGCAAUCAAUUAUGUUAAUUAUCAUUAUGAUAAUUAACAUAAUUGGUUGAUUAAUGAAUUAUUAAUUAACUUAACAAUUAUUAACAUAAUUGAUUAAUAAAUCUCAUAAUUGUAAUCAAUUAUGUUUUCAGCAACCCACACAAAGUUGACAUUGACAGUUGGUGACAGUAAUUAAAUAUUUGAUAAUGAUCAGUUGAUUCCAUUUUUGAUUAGCGUUCGAAAAACCGGCCCUAAGAAUUAUGUAGUGUGUAUUCAAUUGUAUAUAAAUGCGAAUUAAAAAGAA
Diabrotica virgifera virgifera (western corn rootworm) is the source of this 1136-nucleotide messenger RNA. Its product is annotated as UPF0389 protein CG9231. Bases 340 to 711 code for a protein of 123 amino acids. The transcript is spliced from 3 exons. Lineage: Eukaryota; Metazoa; Arthropoda; Insecta; Coleoptera; Chrysomelidae. The record is from RefSeq and is a predicted model, not a curated record.